AUGCAGCCGGUCCUGUCAUUUCCCGCAUCACCUUCGUCCGGUUCUCGAAAACGCUCCAUUCACGAGAUUGAUGAUGCCAACCCCCCUUCACCAAAUGCGAAGCGACCAUUAACCGAGUUCGCUGGCGAAAACCAAGAAAAUCGCGAUCCAUCUCUCUCCUCCCAAUCCGACGACACUACUUCCCCACCUGUUGAAAUCAAGCGUAAUCUUCCACCUCCCCCCUCGGUCGAAAUCGUGAUGAGACGGACACCACGUAAACUAAAUGAAGCUGGUGCCGGGGGAUUGACGCCUCCAGGCACCAAUGCUACUUCCAAUCCUGAGCCUGAUACCCCAGCCUCUAAGAAACGCAAGGUAGUCUCUACUGGUACAGAUUCCAAGCAACAAGAAAAAGAAGCCAAAGAGCGCCAGAAGGCCGAGGAGAGGGCGAAGAAGGAAGAGGAGAAGCUGAAGAAAGAGGAAGAGAAGGCUAAGAGGGAAGAAGAGAGGCGCCUCAAGGCGGAGGAAAAGAAGAAGCGCGAUGCCGAGCGCGAUGAGGAGAAACGACACAGAGAAGAAGAAAAGCGGAAAAAGGAUGCUCAACGUGAAGAGGAGCGUAAGCAGCGUGAUGAGAAGAAGAAGGCAAAGGAAGACGAAAAGGCCGCCAGGGAAGAAGAGAAGCGUAAAAAGGACGAGGAGAAGGAGAAGAAGACCCGAUCACAAAUGAAACUGAACUCCUUCUUCACCAAACCGCCGGUACCUUCCGCUCCAUCAGGACAGGUGAUCACGGCCCCUUCGCCUAAGAAGGCGUCUACCACCUCCGAUUCCUCUCGCGAAACUUGUGUCGUGCAGUCAGAUUAUGAGCGAGAGUUUCCUGCUUUCUUUCUGCAAUCUCAUACAGUCGUGGCACCUCCCCAUCAGUUUGAGCGUGACUCUGAGGCCCUCAAGCACGUACGGGAAAUGAUUGAUAAAAGCUUACGCAACGAAAUCCCAGCCCAGACACAUCCGUUCCGUCCAUCGGAAGUGUUUCAAAUAAUUCCCUUCCGUCGUGGGCCCUCAAAACCAGAGCAUAAUGCAAUCUUUGAGGCCACAAGAACUUCUUCGCAAUGUUACAAUGAAGUCCCUCAAGUUUGGCGAGGACAUCCGCCCCCCUAUCAGGGAACUUAUACCCGUCCCGUGUCCGAGUUAUCCUCGAGGAGACUUGCGCGAAAUCCCUAUCACAGAGGGCUACCGGAUACCGAUUAUGAUUAUGAUUCCGAGGCGGAAUGGGAGGAACCCGAAGAAGGCGAAGAGCUGGACUCUGAAGAAGAAGAUGAAGGCAGUGAUGAGGGCGAAGAUGAUCUCGAGGGUUUCCUGGAUGACGAGGAUGAUGCUCUUGCUGAAGGCAAACGUCGUCUCAUCGUUGGUGAUUUAGAGCCUGUCUCUACUGGAAUUAAGUGGGCUACCGAUGUAGUCGACCCUGAAAUGGAGUCCUACCGGAUGCAGACCAUAUCCGAUGCGGUCAAGUUCCCCAUCGAUCCCUUCUCGGCUGUAUACUGGGAGAAACCCAAGCCUGUGGAUCCAGUACUUGCGAAGGCGCGACCCGCGACAGCCAUAGACGGCUUCCUUGUUCCUACAGUCCCUAGAGCAGUGGCGGCGAGCAGUGCUUUACCUCCCACAUCGAAAGCGAAACGGCCAUUCCCACCAGACCAACUUGCUGAAUUUAAGGAAGCAGUUGAAGGCAGUGAUCUCAGUAAGAUUGGGUUGGUCGAGAUCUUGAAGAAACGAUUCCCCAAGGUGUCCAAGGAUACACUCAAAGCCACCCUUGACCAGGUAGCUGCUCGUGUUGGACAAAAAGAAGUUGACAAGAAAUGGGUUUGUCGGUGA
This is a messenger RNA of Penicillium crustosum, 1842 nucleotides long. Its product is annotated as putative chromatin assembly factor 1 subunit A. The coding region runs from base 1 to 1842 and encodes 613 amino acids. Lineage: Eukaryota; Fungi; Ascomycota; Eurotiomycetes; Eurotiales; Aspergillaceae. The transcript is spliced from 4 exons. The record is from RefSeq and is a predicted model, not a curated record. Gene Ontology annotation, biological process: nucleosome assembly. Gene Ontology annotation, cellular component: CAF-1 complex; nucleus.